Molecule: messenger RNA, 441 nt
Organism: Chlorella variabilis
Lineage: Eukaryota; Viridiplantae; Chlorophyta; Trebouxiophyceae; Chlorellales; Chlorellaceae
Exons: 4
Biological process (GO): chromatin remodeling
Molecular function (GO): histone methyltransferase activity; protein binding
Source: RefSeq, a predicted model, not a curated record
AUCCGCCUGGGCCAGAAGAAGCGGGUGCUGAUGGGGCUGAGCGGCAUCCAGGGCUGGGGCGCCUUUUUGCAGCAGGACGCGCAGAAGGACGACUUCAUCGGCGAGUAUUGCGGGGAGCUGAUCAACCAUGAGGAGGCGGACCGGCGGGGCACCGUGUACGACAGGGACGACAACUCGUACCUCCUGGAGUGGGUGAUCGAUGCGCGGCAGAAGGGCAACACGCUGCGCUUUGCCAACCACUCCACCACCGCCAACUGCCGCGCAGAGAUCCUGAUGGUUGACGGCGACCACCGCGUGGCCAUCGUGGCCAACCGAGAUGUGGCGGCGGGGGACGAGCUGUUCUACAACUACAACUACGACAAGCGGGUGGGGAUGGGGCGCGUGUGGUGGUGGUGGUGUGCUACGAUUGUGUGGUGGUGCUGCUGCAGAAGACCAUGUUAG